Molecule: messenger RNA, 444 nt
Organism: Hibiscus syriacus
Lineage: Eukaryota; Viridiplantae; Streptophyta; Magnoliopsida; Malvales; Malvaceae
Product: transcription factor EGL1-like
Exons: 2
Coding region: 89-409 (106 amino acids)
Source: RefSeq, a predicted model, not a curated record
GAUAAAAGAAUCACGAGCUUCAACUGAAGUUCAUGUUUUUUGCUGAUAAAGUGUUUGUGAAAUUUCCACAACCAAAGAUAUCUUUCCAAUGGCUACUUGGUUCCAAAAUCAAGGGAGCUUGAGGAAACAGCUUGCUCUUGCUGUGAGGAACAUCCAAUGGAAUUAUGGGAUCUUCUGGUCCAUAUCAGCUAGUCAGCCAGGGGUCUUGGAGUGGGGAGAUGGUUAUUACAAUGGAGAUAUAAGGACAAGGAAAACAGUUCAACCUUUGGAGCUCAAAGCUGACCAGUUAGGUUUGCAGAGAAGUGAGCAGCUGAGAGAACUCUAUGAGUCCCUUUCAGCUGGUGAAGGCAGCCCUCAAGCUAGAAGACCUUCAGCUGCAUUAUCUCCAGAAGAUCUCACUGAUGCCUAGUGGUAUUACUUAGUUCGUAUGUCGUUGGUGUUCGA